This is a messenger RNA of Dendronephthya gigantea, 2398 nucleotides long. RefSeq lists its product as uncharacterized. Lineage: Eukaryota; Metazoa; Cnidaria; Anthozoa; Malacalcyonacea; Nephtheidae. The transcript has 6 exons. Bases 181 to 2196 code for a protein of 671 amino acids. The record is from RefSeq and is a predicted model, not a curated record.
CACGCCCCUGGAUGGGAUGCAUUAAUAGUAUAUUUGCAUAAAAAUACAAGUUCUUUGUUCUUCUCUGCUCGGCAGAGAAUUCCCUUGACGUGACCACCUCGAGCUAAUAUCAAGUUGCUUACCAUAAAGUCUCUUAUUUUGAAGCCCAAUAAAGAUUUAUAAAGUUUGACAAGAUUUGCGAUGUGUAGAUUGGGAAAGUUAUGGAGUUGUAUAGCUAUAUUUUACAUUCGACCGAGAAGGUCAACCGUGGGAACUUUCGCUGUCCUAGUUCUUCUGUUGUUACUCAGUUCUGGAGUUUAUUACUACAAUUAUCUGGGCAGAUAUUUCGUCAAGGUUGCUAAUGCUGACAUGGUGUCGGGGGAUUUCAAUUGUAAAAGUUCCAUCUCAAACGCGACGUGUACGUUCUCGAUGAGCGAAAACAAUGGGAUGAAAAUUUGUCUUCAUCUCGGUGAAAGGUGCAAAGGGUUCACGUACAAUCUUGGCCCAAAUACCGUCACUUUGAAGACAGGGGUGUUGAGUAAACCGAAAUUUUCCCUCGGUGUUAUCACUGUACUGAAGAGUGAGCAUCGAGAUAUCCUGGAAUUUGAGGAAGAAAGCUGUGCUCCUAGUUUGAAAAGCCAAACAAAGUCUGGCAAAAUUAAUAAAAAGAACGAAAUAUGUAAUCUUCCCAACAUUGACCCAUUUGAUCCAACUGUGAUGAAAAUGAUUGAAAAUGUUCCACCUUUGGUUUGUAAAGGAAAGAAAAACCUAACUUCUUAUCAAAAUGGCAUUUUGAGGAUAACUCCCGGUAAGAAUGUGAAGAAAGUUAACUAUCAAAUUCUGAAAAGAAAAAGCAAUACAGGGCAAGGUUACGACGUUUCCCGAACGGGCACGUUGACGCCGUCGGAUCCCGAAGCCCAGCUGAACGAAGACAUGGUGUACCUUGAGGUACAAACCGUCGAUGGUGAUGAGCAAAGAGAGUUUCACCUUGAUGUGCAAUCACGUAAGGAGUACGUAGAGCGUGUUGCAAAAACUAAACCAGGAAUACCGCUGAACGUAAUGAUGGUAGGCCUAGAUUCCACGUCCCACGCGCAUUUUCAAAGGAAACUGGGACCAGUGUACAAGUAUUUAAAGGAUGACCUAAAAUCCGUUGUAUUCAACGGACAUUCAAUUGUUGGUGAUGGUACAACUGAGAAUGUUGUAGGAAUGAUCACUGGUCGCCUGCUAGAUGAACUACAAGAAGCUAGGGUCGGGAGGCUAGAUGGGUCAUGUAUUGACAGCUGGCCAUUGAUUUUCAAAGACAUGCGGGCUCAUGGUUACGUCACAUAUUACAGCGAGGACGAAGUUUACAAUGGCGCAAUCACACAUCGCCUACAAGGCUUCUGUAAACCACCAAUUGACCAUUAUCUGCUUCCAUUGUGGUAUGCUGCUCUUAACAAAAUGACAACAUUAUACAGGAAGGUUGCUGAAUUAGGCACGUACAUUAAGGGUCACUGCCUGGGCUCUCAAGCGAUAUACAACGUUAGCUUCAACGCUGUUCAAAGCUUUUUUGACGCAUACCCCAACACGCCGAAGUUCGGGUUUCAAUUCAAUGCCGAUUUUUGCCAUCAUGAAUCGUUCAAUUUUAUUUCGCUGGUCGAAGAUAAGCUCUUAAAUUUUCUAAAAGUCAUGAAAGAUAAGAAUUAUCUUAAUAAUACUCUUUUAAUAUUAUUUGGAGAUCACGGACUUCGGUACGGUUUUGUUCGUUCCAGUAUUCUUGGUCGGAUGGAAGAGAGAUUACCUUUUCUGUCUAUGACUUUCCCGCCUUGGUUCCAGGCCUCUUAUCCAGAACUCUAUGCGAACUUACGAAGAAACGCUGAAGUGCUUACGUCACAUUUUGACCUUCAUGCGACCCUAAUGCAUUUUUUGACGUAUCCGAACGAGCCACAAGGUUUACCUCACGGAAGGAGUCUUCUGACAAACAUCGGGUGGAGAACCUGCGAAAAGGCUGGGAUACCUUUUCAUUAUUGCCCGUGUCUGGACUGGGACCCGGUUAGCACAGACCACAAACAUGUUGUAAAAAGCGGGCUCGCUGUCGUCGCCGCAAUAAAUGAUAUGCUGAGGCAGAAUGGACUCGCAGAGAAAUGUGCAAAGUUGAAAUUGCAGAGGAUCAAAUCUUCUAUAAUUGUGACUUCGACAAGGGGGGAUACGAGGAAAAAGUCAAUUUCAGGGUUCUAAAAGGUGGGUGUAUGUACCAACUUCAGAUUGAGACUUCGCCAAACGAUGGCAUAUACGAAGCAACAGUACAAAUGAUCAGCGGUGAGCCUCGUGUGAAUCCUGAAAUAAGCCGAAUAAACGAGUACGGAAAUGCAGCUCGCUGUAUAAGAACUACACAGCCAAUGCUUAGGAGAUUUUGCUAUUGUUUAUGAUGAUUUAUUAA